UCAUAAACUCGUGUUGUAUUUGACACGCGCUUUGACACAAGUUUAUUUACCAAAAUAUAUAAAAACUUUAAUUUUUUAGAGUAUAACUAUUUUGAAGCUUCUAAUUCCAAACCACAAAAUAAAAUCACUUGGCGAUGGCCGGCGUUUUGUUUGAGGAUAUCUUCAAUGUAAAAGAUAUGGACCCGGAGGGCAAAAAAUUCGAUCGUGUUUCCAGAUUACAUUGCGAAUCAGAAUCUUUUAAAAUGGACUUGAUUUUAGAUAUUAACUCUUGGUUGUAUCCCAUGGAGUUGGGAGACAAAUUUCGUUUGGUUUUGGCAACCACGUUGCGCGAGGACGGCUGUCCAGAUACCGGUGAAUAUAAUCCACUCGAUCAGGAGGGCACAAGAGCUGACAGCUUUGAAUAUGUGAUGUUUGGUAAAAUCUACCGCAUAGAAGGCGAUGAGGCCCAUAAUGAAGCAUCCUCUCGACUUUCUGCCUAUGUGUCUUUUGGUGGCCUGCUAAUGCGACUGCAGGGCGAUGCCAACAACUUGCAUGGAUUCGAGGUCGAUCAACAAAUGUAUUUAUUAAUGAAAAAAUUAGCUUUUUAAUAUUUAGUGUUUAGCAAUAUAAAUAGUAGGGGGUAAAGAAUAAUCAUAUUUUUUCUUUUUAAAUAAAAAUUAUUUUGUAUUACAAUA
Stomoxys calcitrans (stable fly) is the source of this 674-nucleotide messenger RNA. RefSeq names its product DNA-directed RNA polymerases I, II, and III subunit RPABC3 (gene Rpb8). The transcript is spliced from 2 exons. Gene Ontology annotation, cellular component: RNA polymerase III complex; RNA polymerase II, core complex; RNA polymerase I complex. Gene Ontology annotation, biological process: DNA-templated transcription. Gene Ontology annotation, molecular function: DNA-directed RNA polymerase activity. NCBI's taxonomy places the organism in Eukaryota, Metazoa, Arthropoda, Insecta, Diptera, Muscidae. The record is from RefSeq and is a predicted model, not a curated record. Bases 135 to 587 code for a protein of 150 amino acids.